Molecule: messenger RNA, 1467 nt
Organism: Candidula unifasciata
Lineage: Eukaryota; Metazoa; Mollusca; Gastropoda; Stylommatophora; Geomitridae
Source: the annotation of a GenBank genome assembly
AUGGACUUUGUGGUGGUAAAAUCAUCCAAGCAUAGCACGUCCCAGGUUACCUCCUAUAGAGUAGAGACCGGAGUCAUCUCCAACGCUGGUGUGACUUAUCGUUUUAACCGAAACUCGUCGGACGAUGACACCUUUACCGUUGAGUUUACGCUGCAGAUGGCUGACUGCGUGGUAGCCUUUGACCAGUCGCAACAUACGGUCAGCUUCGGUCUGGACAUCGCCAGCAGCAUUCUCAUCCUGAACGUCCUGGUGACGGCGACCAGGACGCAGAAAGAGGAGGUCAGCUUCAACGUUUCCUCGUCGGUGGAUUUGAUCAAUUCCACAUCAAGCAAGGUAGAAAUCGACACCAUCUUACGAUUGUCGAGCCUGUCCACCGCUGAAGGUCAGAAUUCUAUCCUGAAUAUAUUUGUGCCCAUCUUCGCUGCCUAUGUGUCGACAGUGGUCACUAGUCCAUACAAGAUCAUUACCAGUGAGGUGAACAUCAAUAAUGUAGUAACACUGAGUUUUGGUCCAAUAUUCUUCACUGAUGAAAUACACUUGACAACAAUCCUGGCCUCAAACACAUCUCAUCCAGUGCCUGCUGAAGUGACCGGACUGGACACUGUGUUUACCAUGCAGCCAAUCGCCGACACUCAUACAACAACUGAUUUAGCAGGGGAGAUCACCUACCUGAAUUUUAGUGUGACAACCACACCACAGGGAAGCUCUGGGUGUGCAUUGGAAGCUCUGGGCAUGGAGUCUGGCGCCAUCAAGGACUGUCAAAUCUCAUCUUCUCCAGACUCCAUAAGCGGCAACGAAGCAACAGAGGGCAGAUAUAAUAAAGGCAAAGGCUGGUCGCCAUUUGUCCACACGGGAAAAGUCAAAGAAGAGCGAUACUUGCAGGUGUACUUUGGCAAACAGAUGCUGGUCACGAAGAUAAAGAUACAACAGCAAGGUCCAGCCUGGGCAAAAGAACUGGCUCUGAAGUACAGCAAUGAUGGGCUGUCUUGGAUUCCCAAUAACCAUACGGUGAAACAAGAGAAGGACGUGUUCAUUCCUCAAGCCUCGAGAUAUCUCCGUGUGAUGGUUUCUGCUCUUGAUCAGGAGAAUCUGAAAUCGAAUUUCAGAUUUGAGUUCAUGGGCUGUGAGACCAGCACCGAGGCAGUAACAGAGCUGGACAGUCGUGUGGGCAGUAUCCUGGGAUACAACUCCGAAGACAGCAGACUGUAUGCGGUGUCAGCCGGCGCUGACAGUUACAUGAGCUCACUAGACGGCAUCGAGUGGUUCUCGGUCACUCUCGAGGACCCGAACAAGGCAAAAACUCUGGCCACUUAUAAACCAGCCCUAACGGUUCCAGUGGAUGGAGAUCCCAAAUUAAACUCGGCCACUCCAGAUUCAAAGUUCACAGACUCUGGUUAUGGAGCCACCAUUGAUGGAGUGAUGAAGAGCGGCGCAAUAAUAUUUCAUUGGAGUGACUGCUGUCCAUAA